AUGGUGUUCAUAUUAGGCGUCAAUUUCAGCGAGGGCAAGCUCGUCAAGAAAGCCCUCGAAUCCUUCUACGCCCUCGGCCCGACCACCUCGGGGCGCAUCAUGGCCAAGUACUCGAUACACAAGCUCGCCAAGAUUGGCUCAUUGGCCCCGAGAACCGUCACCUCCCUGACGGCCGAGCUGUCCCAAAUGACGAUCGAGACGGACGCGCGGAGACUGGUGCAAGAGAAUAUCCGCAGGCUAAAGGACAUUGGGUCGUAUCGCGGAAGACGGCAUGCCAUGGGCCUGCCGGUGCGCGGACAGCGGACAAGAACGCAGACGGCAACGGCCAAUAAGCUCAACCGCAUCGACCGGCGGAACUAG
Messenger RNA from Purpureocillium lilacinum, 360 nucleotides. RefSeq names its product mitochondrial 37S ribosomal protein uS13m. Gene Ontology annotation, biological process: translation. Gene Ontology annotation, molecular function: structural constituent of ribosome; RNA binding. The record is from RefSeq and is a predicted model, not a curated record. Gene Ontology annotation, cellular component: small ribosomal subunit; mitochondrion; ribosome. Lineage: Eukaryota; Fungi; Ascomycota; Sordariomycetes; Hypocreales; Ophiocordycipitaceae.